AUGAGCAUCACCGAAACCCGCCUCCCCGCCUUCCCGCACCCCCACCGCCCCCACCACCCCACCAAAGAACUUCUCAACGAAAUCGUCGCCCCCUCCACCACCGACUUCCUCGCAAAUCAGCCUUGCCCCUCAAUCUACUCCUGCCGCCUGCGCACGCUCGAAAAGACGUGGCGUCAGGCCACCGCCGCGAUGCGCGAGAUCACGCGCAACCACCGCCAGGUUUUCGAGCCUGGCUACAACCCUAGCUCCUUCGGCGUCCGCCAGAACCUCCUCUGCUUUGGAAACGUCAUAAUGAGCACCAAGCAUUUCCUGCGGCAGGUUGAGAGCGACGUGACGUCUAUCCAGAAUGAAUCGCCCGGGUGCUAUGGCCUCCCCGGGAUGGUGGUUGAACGUCGUAGUAUUAGCCUUCUAGAGAUUGAUGUGUUAUACCAUAUGUACCUAUGCAUGGAGAAGGCGUGGUAUAGGUUGCUGCGAGUGAUGGAGAGAUAUUAUCAUGCAAAUAUGAUCCAGGAUCUGCUUGGAGGGGCGACGAGGAGGAGGGAGGGUAAUUGGGAAAGUGAUGAGGCCUAUCAGACGUGGAUGUAUGAUACCUUAUCCCGGUACCAUGUAGGGGUUGUGGUGGGAAUGUAA
This is a messenger RNA of Morchella importuna, 630 nucleotides long. RefSeq lists its product as uncharacterized. Bases 1 to 630 code for a protein of 209 amino acids. The transcript has a single exon. NCBI's taxonomy places the organism in Eukaryota, Fungi, Ascomycota, Pezizomycetes, Pezizales, Morchellaceae. The record is from RefSeq and is a predicted model, not a curated record.